GUAUGUAUAUGUGUGUGUAUAUAUAUAUAUAUAUAUAUAUAUAUAUAUAUAUAUAUAUAUAUAUAUAUAUACAUACAUUCUGUACAGGGGCAGACUGACAAUUCAUGGGGCACAUGGGCAAUAGGGGAUCAUGGGGCCCCUGUGUCCUUGCCCACACUCAAAGCACACCCAAAAAAGCCUAUAAAAGGUACCAGGGGCAUCUCAUGGGGCCCCCUACUGACCCCGGGCCCUCGGGCAGUGCCUGAGUUUCCAAAU
Molecule: messenger RNA, 255 nt
Organism: Staurois parvus
Lineage: Eukaryota; Metazoa; Chordata; Amphibia; Anura; Ranidae
Source: the annotation of a GenBank genome assembly